AUGGCAUCGAUGGAUUUGCUGGCUCCUGCAUCCAGCCAGGUGCACAAGAAGACCACCAUCCCUUUGGUCUGCAACAUUUGUGCACGCAAGCCCAAAUUUAGUGACCUAUCUCAUCUCCUCACCCACAUCAGCAGCAAAGCUCAUCUAUCGACUUACUACAAGCUCAAGGUUCGCUCUGGCUCUGAUGAUGCUGAUCGCCAAUCUGUCGAGGACUACGACAUCUGGUAUGCCGAGAACGACAUCGAGUCUUUCAUGUCGGACCGCAUGAAGCAGAAGGAUGAACGCAAGAGGAUCAAGACUGAACCUCAGGCCAGCGGCCGAGUCAUCAAGAAAGAGUCUGACUCUCCAACCAUCACUCCUUUGUCGUCCUCCUACGAUGAUGUCUCGUCUGUGUACCCACACCCAUACGCUGCUUACGCACCGAUGUACAGCUGGGCUACUCAUCCGUAUCUGUAUCAUCAUGCCAAACAGGAAGAGGCUUCAUUCGACGAGGACGGCCAGCAGAUCCACCAUGAUCAAGCACUCACUGCAUCCAAGCGCCCGGCCAAGUCUCAAAUUCCUCACGUUGGAGAUGCCGAGGAAGACGAUACCAGCAAGCUCAAGGGAAUCGUGUGGCCAGGCAUGGGUCUGUUCGACGCUGCAACCCCGGAGUUGAAGAAGAAGCGUAACCAGAAGAAGGACGUCUCUGUCAAUGACCGUCUUGCUGCCAUGUCCGAGAUAGUCCAACAAAACGAGAUGAUCUUCAGUCCUUCUGGCAGGCUGUGCAAGGUCAGGACCAUUUCCGGUCAACCACAAGCCGAGGACGACGUGCUUCCCGGCGAAGAGCAGCCGCCACGCCCACCCAAGGGCAAGAAAGCCAUCAAGACAAAGCCUUUCGAAGACGGAAGCCCCAUCGAAGACAAGAAGCCACUCAAGAAUAAGAAUCCUGAUACCAUGCUGAAGUCUGUUGUCCGCGCAAAGCCCAAGAAGAGAGGUCGUAAGCAGAAAAUUGUUGCUAUCAUCGGCGCCGAGACACAAGAAGUUGAACCAAGCGAGGAGAAUGUGCCUCGCAGAACUGGACGCAACAAGCGCAAGAGGCCACGCACCUUUGACACUGAUGAAGCAGGUCAGGCCAAGGCUGGCGUGCAGGAGGCAACAUUCGAACAGCCGGCUGUCAUGACACACCUCACAUCCGGAUACCAACAGGCUCCCAUGUACGUCGCAGCGGCACCUAUGGGUUUCAGAAUUGCCGAACCCACAUACAUGAACAUGAACAUGAACAUCAACAUGGCGGGUCAGAGCUACUACCAAUUCCCAGCUGGACACAACAACCCUUUCACCUACGAACCGUCUCCCCUGCCCACAUGGGACCACUUUGGAUACGGCAUAGGUAGUAGCAUCGCCAAUCCUCUGUUCGCCGGCAUGUACGGAGGCAGCUUCGGCGAAGACGACGAGGACAACGAGGGUACUAUCUCGGCACCCGUCUCAGAUCCCAUCUCGGAACCCGCCUCGGAGCCCAUCUCUGAACCCAUCUCGGAAUCGUAG
This is a messenger RNA of Aureobasidium subglaciale EXF-2481, 1524 nucleotides long. RefSeq lists its product as uncharacterized. Lineage: Eukaryota; Fungi; Ascomycota; Dothideomycetes; Dothideales; Saccotheciaceae. The transcript has 2 exons. The record is from RefSeq and is a predicted model, not a curated record. Bases 1 to 1524 code for a protein of 507 amino acids.